Ochlerotatus camptorhynchus is the source of this 1195-nucleotide messenger RNA. RefSeq lists its product as uncharacterized. The coding region runs from base 72 to 1163 and encodes 363 amino acids. The record is from RefSeq and is a predicted model, not a curated record. The transcript is spliced from 3 exons. Lineage: Eukaryota; Metazoa; Arthropoda; Insecta; Diptera; Culicidae.
CCGAGAUUAAAGUUUUAAACAAAAAACUCAUAAUACAAUAUUACAUGUCGCAAGUACAACCGUAAAUUGCAAUGCAAUUUGAAGAAGUGAUGAUUUCUGACCUAAGCACGGGAUAUGAAUUAGAAUAUAUCACUGAAGAUACGGAAGAAGACGGAAUAGCAGCCAAAAAUGUACCCGUUUCGUCAGCAAUAAAUGUGAAUAAUACCGAAAAGUCGCCAGUUAAAAAGAAGAUUCCCAUCAUUCGUAAACCCGGCGAAAUUGUAACUCCGGUAACAGUGCGUCCCUCUGGAAAUGUUAAAGUAUCUCCUUCGAUUUCAAACCUAUCCACUAGCAGGGCUUUAACAGUUCGCAGUAAGGUAGAAUGGAAGAAAGUUGAACCUCAGUUGUCAAAAAGACCGCUAACUCCAGCCCCUAGGGUGGUAGUAGCCAACGAGGAAACCACUGUUCACCCAGAAUCGGAUGACGUAGAGCAAGAACAUGAGACAUUCGACCACGAGUACGCUGAACCGGCAGCAAUAAAUGUAAAGAAUCCUCAGACGCAGGCGGAUCGAAUCGAGAAGAAACUGGAUAUGAUCCUGGAAAAACUAAAUCAACAUGACGCAACUUUCACGGAGAUCAAAUGCAACAUAAAAGAUCUUCGAGUAGGGCUGAAAAACUCCGUAAACGAUCUUAAGGAGUUGCCAAGAGGAACGAGUGAUGCCAAUAAUGGACCACCCCCAAAGCGAAAGCGGCUAGUUACUUUCCCAGUGACGGAUGAUAACUAUUUGCUUCGAUUGGAAGACCUCUUACAAGUCGACGACAACAUCCGUGAUGAAGUGUCGAUAAUUUUCAAGGAAGCACCCACUACCAGCGUGUACGAAUUUCUACGAAAAAAUGUCUAUGCUCUCUUCGAGAACUGCUCCAAAUAUACCUGGACGGGAAAAUCGUCGAAUGCCAUACCCAAGGGGUCUUCUUCCAACGUGGCGAGUAAGAUGGCCCUGGUGGAUCAUUUAAUUACGUGUACCUGGGAAACGUUUCCCCAUCUGAGCCGGCAAUCCAUCGAAAUGGACUUUCGACGAGCUUUGGGUAAUUUUAACGAUACGGUUUACAUCAAGCGGAAGAAACGAAUGGCGAUGAGGGUGCAGAAUGAGUUCGAUACAAAUUCUGAAACUGAUCUUUUAUGAUUCAAGGACUGGAAAUAAAUACCUGCUGAAGA